Molecule: messenger RNA, 1686 nt
Organism: Xylaria bambusicola
Lineage: Eukaryota; Fungi; Ascomycota; Sordariomycetes; Xylariales; Xylariaceae
Product: nucleophile aminohydrolase
Exons: 3
Coding region: 1-1686 (561 amino acids)
Biological process (GO): protein maturation
Molecular function (GO): threonine-type endopeptidase activity
Source: RefSeq, a predicted model, not a curated record
AUGGCAGGAACAACCUCCGGGCCCAGCCAUUCUACCGCUGGUAAAGCUGUUAGCCUUCAAGAUAUUGGUGAUGUGGAUGGAUCGGAAACUAGUUCAGACGAUGACAGCAUGUUCGCCGUGGAUGGAGCUGCGGACAGGGUGAGUAAGCGCUGGGGAAAACCUGUCACAGCCAUAUUCAUACACGCUGGAGCCGGCUACCACAGUACGGCAAACGAAGAGCAUCAUCUCAAAGCCUGUAGCGAAGCUGCUCGUGUGGGUAUGAAGGCACUAAAGGCUGGGCGUCCAGCUACUGAGGCCGCCGAAGCAGCUCUCGUGGUUCUCGAGAACAAAGAGAUAACCAAUGCUGGCUACGGCAGUAACUUAGCAAUUGAUGGCACCGUCGAGUGUGAUGCUACUAUAGUUGAUCACUUUGGCCGCAGCGGAGCCUGCGGCGCCGUACCAAACGUGAAGAAUCCCAUCAGUCUAGCAAGGAUGAUUCUCGAAAGUAGCAACAAGCCACUAUCGCUUCGCCGUGUGCCACCUAACCUCCUUGUCUGCGAGGGAGCCAGAGAUUUCGCUAGAGACUCCGGUAUGAUGCUAGUGGGCAACGACGAUCUAAUAUCCAAAAAUGCCCGCGAUCGGUUUGUUCGAUGGCGGGAUGACAUGAGGCGAGCGGAAAGCCACGAUAUUCAGGCGAUGGCAACAAGCCGUAGCGAGAUGGUGCCGCAAUACGACCAAGACCCCCGUAAGGAGCACACGAAAGCUCUUCUGACGGGAACAUGGAACGAAGGGCAGCCAGACUCCCCAACUUCGGCUUCUCCAUGGCUAAGCCCACAGAAUCGUCAGUCACCCGUGCCGACUACCCAAUCAACGGAGACAGCUCAGAUUUCUCCCAAACCUACUCCGGAACGCAGCCCACUCAGCUUUUUGGGUGCCUCUCUGCCAUACAAGCGACACCGCUUUCUACCGCCUCACAGCGAUGAAUACACGGAUGGAUGCAUGAGUCCAGGUCGAUCGUCCAUACCCUCCCACGACGGGGCUAGUGAUGAGGUAGACCCUAUAGCCCCAAUUCCUUACGGCCUACGACGAUCCAAUGUCUCUCAAUUAGCUAAUUCUGAGUAUGCUAUUAAUAUGGGGCGUGAUGACCAUAUUACAGACACAGUAGGUGCCAUUGCUAUCGACCAGCUGGGCCACAUAGCAGCUGGCUCAUCGUCAGGCGGCAUCGGCAUGAAGCACCGAGGACGGAUCGGGCCAGCAGCAUUAGUGGGUGUAGGCACAGCCGUUGUUCCCGCUGACAGCCGCGACGCUGAUGCGGUGACGGUAGCGGCAGUGACCAGCGGUACCGGCGAGCACAUGGCUACGACCAUGGCCUCGCAGCGAUGUGCCGAGCGCCUCUACCAUGGUAGCGUGCGUGGCGCAGACGGUCGAGACGUACCCGAGGAUGACGAGAACGCGAUCCUCGAGAGUUUCAUCCUCAACGAUUUCCUCGGGCACCCUGGAGUUCGGGAAUCGACGUCCACAGGCGCCAUCGGCGUAAUGGCUGUCAAGAAGACGCCCGGCGGCUACUAUCUGUAUUUCGGACACAACACCGAGUCGUUCGCCCUGGCGUCGAUGGGAUCGAACGACCAGAGCCCCUCGUGCACCAUGUCGCGGAUCAACGAUGGCGGGAGCCCUAUCGCACAGGGCGCUCGCAAGAUUUUCAUCUGA